UCUUCCCCCCUCCCCUCCCCUGUCUCGCCCGCAGCUUCACCGGCAGCGAGGGAAAGAGGGAGGAUGAGCGCGUCCAGGUUCAUAAAGUGCGUCACCGUGGGGGACGGCGCCGUCGGCAAGACUUGCAUGCUCAUCUCCUACACCUCCAACACCUUCCCCACCGACUAUGUGCCAACGGUGUUUGACAACUUCAGUGCUAAUGUUGUGGUUGAUGGCAACACUGUCAACCUCGGGCUAUGGGAUACUGCAGGUCAGGAGGACUACAACAGACUGAGACCGCUGAGUUAUCGUGGAGCUGAUGUCUUCCUUCUGGCCUUCUCACUUAUCAGCAAGGCCAGCUAUGAGAAUGUUUCAAAGAAGUGGAUACCUGAGCUGAAGCAUUAUGCACCAGGUGUGCCUAUUAUCCUCGUGGGAACAAAGCUUGAUCUUCGAGAUGACAAGCAGUUCUUUGUGGACCAUCCUGGUGCUGUUCCUAUCACUACUGCUCAGGGGGAGGAACUAAAAAAGUUAAUAGGCGCACCCUACUACAUCGAAUGCAGCUCGAAGACCCAACUAAAUGUCAAGGGUGUAUUUGAUGCGGCAAUAAAGGUGGUACUUGCGCCACCAAAGGCGAAGAAGAAGAAAAAGGCGCAGAGGGGGGCUUGCUCCAUCUUGUGAUCUAAUCAUCGGUAGACAAAGAACAAGGGCGAAGUUGCCGCCAUGCUAUAUUAUUGUUACGUCUUGCUUCAGCGGAGCUGCACUCUCAUGGUCGUCGUCCCUCCCCCUACCCCACCCUAGGUUACCCACCGGCAGCUGCAGCAAGGUCUCUUUGUCGAGGCAUCGGGCGAUCCAUUUGUUUGAUUUCUCUUCUUCCUGCCUUGUGAUUAUCUCGUGUGACUGACAAGUCGUGGCAAUUUAGGUAACUUGCUUAGUAGACGGUAUUUCCCGUGUUUGAGACCCCGUAAAAAAAAAAGUAUCUCGUUGUUAUCUCGGUUCCAUAAGUAGAGACAUGAUGUAAUCGCACUCAGUUUAUUCUAUUUUUGCUUGUUAUUUUCACUUCAAUGGAAAAUUAUGUUUCCUUUCUUGUUA
This is a messenger RNA of Triticum dicoccoides, 1068 nucleotides long. RefSeq names its product rac-like GTP-binding protein 6. The record is from RefSeq and is a predicted model, not a curated record. Gene Ontology annotation, molecular function: GTPase activity; GTP binding. Bases 64 to 657 code for a protein of 197 amino acids. Lineage: Eukaryota; Viridiplantae; Streptophyta; Magnoliopsida; Poales; Poaceae. The transcript has 7 exons. Gene Ontology annotation, biological process: small GTPase-mediated signal transduction.